This is a messenger RNA of Dentiscutata erythropus, 140 nucleotides long. Lineage: Eukaryota; Fungi; Glomeromycota; Glomeromycetes; Diversisporales; Gigasporaceae. The record is from the annotation of a GenBank genome assembly.
UUAUUAAUGUUGAAUCUACAGAAGUUUUUGAUAAAGGUGAUAAUAGUAAAGAAGAUGAAAAUGACAGUAAAAAAAUCCCUAUGAUUACCCACUAUGAAGCAUUAAAUACCAUAGAGGUAUUGAAACAAUGCCUUAUAUAA